AUGGCCGCUCCCGGAGCCGGGCCGGGCCGGGGUGUGUCUGCGGGCUGCGGGCGGGGGCGAGCCCGGCGGGCACGGCCCUCACCGCCCUCGCCGCCGCCCGUGCCCCUGUACAGGCUCGAUCCGGGGGCGCUGAGGGCGUCCUGCCCGCCCUGGUGCCCAGAAGGGGCUCCUUCGUGCCCCGAUGCACGGGCACCCCUCGCUGGGACCGUGCUCCGCUCGCCCACAGGCAGCCUUGAGCCUCCUGUCCCUGGCCGGGACAAAGCUUCCUUCAACCGCACUCUUACAGCUAGGAGAGCCGGGCUCAGCUCGUUCAUAAAGUGCAGUUCCUGGGCGGACCCCACGCACAGCUGGGCUCGGCGCUGGAUCCGCCUUCCCGAGCCGCAGCCUCGCAGAGAGAGGGGCUGGGGCUGGCAGCAGGAGCCUCGCACAGAGCGCUGCCCCGCGGAGGAUGAGCCGGUCACCGCCGUGAGCCUGGCUGCUGCCGGCCAGGGGCAUCCAGAAAUGGGGCGCUGCAGGAGACCCGGUCUGCUUCCCCUACUGCUGCUCUCCUUGUCCUGCGGGGCCGGCGCCCGGCGCAGCCUCAAGACCAACCUGUGCAAGUGGUGCGAGUCCACGGCCCCGGCGUGCCAGGACCAGGUGUGCUACAGCAACUGCAACCUCAACUCCUACUGCGAGCACCCCCACGAGAUCUGCGUGGCCAUAUGGAGACAGGACAACGAGAGCAUCAGGAUCAGCACGCUGUGCCACAACCCCCAGCGCCCCAUCGAGAACCUCAUGGUGCCCAACUACAACACCUCGCGCUGCGUCAUGAGCCUCCAGCCCAGCCAGGACAGCGCCGUCUACAUCUGCGGCUGCGUGGAUGAGCAGGAGUGCAACGACAAACUCAUCUUUGAGAACCACACCAACGGCUACUCCAUGCUGCAGAGCAAAGAGGUGAUCCCAGUGGCUGCCAUCAGCCUCCUGCCCCCGCUGCUGGUGGCGGUGAUGAUCACGGUGAUAUUUUACCUCUGCCGCACGCAGAAGCGCCGCAAGAGAGCCAAGGCGUGGGGCGGGAAGCCGGGCCAGCCGCAGGUGCUGCCGGAGCAGGGGAAGGCGAGCGAGCGGGAGGAGAAGCUGUCGGUGCUGAUGGACGAGAGCCCGGCCAGCCCCAGCCCCGGCAGCCGCCCCGCGGAGCUGCUCCCCAUCGAGCUGGACGAGAUGGUGGGCAAGGGGCAGUUCGCCGAGGUGUGGAGGGCCAAGCUGAGCCACAGCCGCUCGGGGCAGUACGAGACUGUGGCCGUGAAGAUCUUCCCCUGCGAGGAAUAUUCCUCCUGGAAGAACGAGAGCCAGAUCUUCACCGACACCAGCCUCAGGCACGACAGCGUCCUGCAGUUCCUCACGGCCGAGGACCGGGGCACGGGGCCCCGCCGCGAGUACUGGCUCAUCACCGCCUACCACAGCCGCGGCAACCUCAAGGACUACCUGUCCCACCACGUGCUGAGCUGGAUGGAGCUGCAGAAGAUGGCCGGGUCCCUGGUGAGCGGGGUGGCCCACCUGCACAGCGACUACACCGCCUGCGGGCGCCCCAAAAUCCCCAUCGCGCACCGCGACAUCAAGAGCACCAACGUGCUGGUGAAGAGCGAGCAGGAGUGCGUGCUCUGCGACUUCGGCAUCGCCAUCCGGCUCGACCCCUCCCUCACCGUGGAUGACUUUGCCAACAGCGGGCAGGUGGGCACCGCCAGGUACAUGGCCCCGGAGGUCCUGGAGUCCAGAGUGAACCUAGAAGACCUGGAGUCUUUCAAGCAGAUGGAUGUCUACUCCAUGGCCCUCGUUUUGUGGGAAAUGGCCUCCAGAUGUGAAGUGGUAGGAGAGGUGAAGAAUUAUGAGCUGCCCUUUGGGUCGAAAGUCCAGGAGCAGCCUUGUGUGGACACCAUGAGGGACAUCGUGCUGCAUGGCAGAGGCCGGCCCGAGAUCCCAAACAGCUGGCUGGUGCACCAGGGAAUGCGCUUCCUGUGCGACACCAUCACGGAGUGCUGGGACCACGACCCCGAGGCCCGGCUCACCGCCCACUGCGUGGCUGAGCGCUUCAACCUGAUGGCACAGAUGGAUUGUGAUGACAUCCUCAACAACAACACGGACAACGAGGCCAGCAAAACAGCUGCUCCAGGUGGGGAGCUCCAGGACAGCGAUGGCAGCAGGAACAUUCAGUGAUGCAGCAGGCAGAGGGCCUCAGCGCGAGGAACAAGAGGAUAAGGGGGAAGCAUUCAGCUCAUGGGGGGAAAAAAAACCUCACUGUUUUUCAAAAUGGAACUAAGAUCUAGUACAUAAAUUAUUUAUAAGAUCUGUUUCCUCCCACAGAUACAAUGAACUGAGGAAUCAAUAUUUUGGUUAAAGUGAAACAUUAUUAUAUGAACUGACUUUGUACUUACUUAAAAUGUAUAAUGAUGCAAAGCAUUCCUUUUAUUAUUUUUUAAAAUAAUAAUGUUUAAUCUUUUAUUAAUAAGCAGCUGAAUUCCACGUCUCUCUUUUUUAAGUCCUUCCAUAUUGUCAUUAUGAGUUUCUUUUUCUAGUUUAUUCUGCAGUGAUUAAAACAAUUUUCCUCUUUUUAAUGGCCUACACAUACACACACAAAAUCUGUUGUAGCAGGAAAAAAAGGCAUCAUGAGAUGUACCACACCCUCUCUGGAAGAAAUGCUGACAUCCAAGAAAAUCACUCAUGCAACACUGUCCAAAGAUCCACAAUAAUCCAGUAUGUAAAAGCCUGAUGUGAUGAAACUCCAACAUACCCUUCCUCACUGGGGAAUUCCUGGGUUGAUAGCUCAGGUGGGUGUGUGAAGCUUCUUUGAGAGAGAAAAUGGAAGUCACCAGUGUAGGCAUGGCUGCUUCACCCUAAAAAUUUUCCAUGCAGGUUAUCUAGACAAGCCUUUCCCCCAUCAGACCAGUUUCCAGCCGCCUCUGGCCAGAUCUGUGCCACAGUAACAGCGCCAACACGGGGGUGUUGGCCAAUUCCUCUGGAAACUCUCACACCCCUGCUGGGUUACCCCACCUGGGGAAACAGGAUCAGACUGAACUGAGACCUUUAUCCCCACGAUCACCACACCAACCCAGGCUGCCUCUGUUCUGGACAGCAAUUAAGGAAAGGUAAGGCACACCUCACUCUA
Melospiza georgiana is the source of this 3139-nucleotide messenger RNA. Its product is annotated as TGF-beta receptor type-2-like. The transcript has 8 exons. The record is from RefSeq and is a predicted model, not a curated record. Bases 1 to 2190 code for a protein of 729 amino acids. Gene Ontology annotation, cellular component: signaling receptor complex; plasma membrane. Gene Ontology annotation, biological process: transforming growth factor beta receptor signaling pathway; cellular response to growth factor stimulus; heart development. Gene Ontology annotation, molecular function: metal ion binding; activin receptor activity; transforming growth factor beta receptor activity, type II. Lineage: Eukaryota; Metazoa; Chordata; Aves; Passeriformes; Passerellidae.